AUGAAGCUGUCCAACCAGUCUGAGGUGCCCGUGUACACCAUCUCGGGUUCCAACACAGCCCGUCCACUCCCCGAGUGGCUCGCCAGACGCCGCAAGCGCAGCUUGAAGGACGACCCCGAAUAUGCGAAUCGCGUGGAGUUGCUGCAGGACUUUGAGUUCGAGGAGGCCAGUCAAUGUAUUCGUGUCAGUGAAGAUGGCGAAUGGGUUAUGAGCACAGGAACCUACAAGCCUCAAAUUCACACCCACUACCUUCCGCAACUGUCUCUUUCAUGGGCCAGGCACACGGUCGCUCUCAAUACUACUUUCCUUCUCUUGUCCUCCGACUAUUCCAAGUCCCUCCACCUUCAGUCCGACCGAUCUCUCGAAUUUCACACCCCGCAAGGAUGCCAUUACACCACCCGCCUCCCGCGAUACGGCCGCGACCUUUUAUAUGACCGAAAUUCGACCGAAGCACUUAUUCCCUCGGUUGGUGUCAACCAGGAUGGAAUGGGAGAGGUCUUCCGCCUCAAUCUGGAAAUGGGCCGAUACAUGAGAAGUUUCGAGGUUGACGUUGGCGGUGAUGAUUUCACAUCGGCAGGCGGCGGUACACUUCAAGGUGGAAUUCAUACUGGUGCGGUGAAUACUGGUGCUAUUGCAGAGGAGAGUCACGGUCUGCUUGCUUUUGGUACGACCGUCGGCACCGUCGAGCUGUGGGACCCCAGAGCCAAGGGCCGAGCGGGUGUGCUUCUGCCACCCUCACAGCCUGGACCGGACGAGCCCCGGAAUGAAAUCACUGCGCUUGAAUUCCAUCGCUCGGGUCUAACUCUGGGAACCGGUUCCUCUAACGGUCUGAUUCACCUCUACGAUCUUCGAUCCCCAGUUCCCCUGCUGAAGAAGGACCAAGGAUAUGGUUUCCCCAUUCAUACCCUCAAGUUCCUUCAACCAUCAACGGCUACCCGGGAGGCGACACUGGAGCCUAAGAUGAUGUCAGCCGAUAAGCGUAUUAUCAAAAUCUGGGAUCCCCGUGAUGGCAGCCCUUGGACCUCUGUCGAACCGGCAGUGGAUAUCAAUUCUGUCGCUUGGUGCAAGGACAGUGGAAUGCUCUUGACGGCGAACGAAGGUCGGCAACAGCACUCAUUCUUCAUUCCCCAGCUUGGACCUGCACCGAAGUGGUGCUCGUUCCUUGAUAACCUGGUUGAGGAGAUGGCUGAGGAUCCCAACGAUCCGAACGCCUUCGCCAGCUCCGCCGCUGGCUCUGUGUACGACAACUACAAGUUCUUGACUGUUCCCCAGCUUCGCAGCCUCAAUCUGGAGCAUCUUAUUGGACGCACCAACCUCAUGCGCCCAUACAUGCACGGCUACUUCGUUGCUCAGCGUCUCUACGAGGAGGCUAGGUUGAUCACCAACCCGUAUAUUUGGGAGGAAGAACGCGCCAAGCGCGUGAAGGAGAAGAUCGACAAGGAGCGUGAGAGCCGCAUUCGUGGCAAGAAGAAGGCGGCCGUCAAGGUGAACAAGAGGUUGGCCGAGCGGUUGAUGAACGCCGAGGAGAAAAAGGAGCGUCGGGAUGCCAAGCGUGUUCUCGAGCGUGGUGGCGACGAGGAGAUGGUUGAUGCUCCUGCCAAGGAGGAUGAGGAGUCAAAGAACAAGGGUGUCCUGGCCGACAGCCGUUUCAACGCCCUGUUCGAGGAUGAAGACUUCGCCGUUGAUGAGAACUCUCAUGAAUUCCGCCUCAUCAACCCCAGCACUGUUCCUAUUCCUGCUGGUCGCAAGGAACGUGGUCUUACUGCGGUCGAACAAGAAGCCGUGGACGACGUCCCUGGAUCUAGCUCCGACACCGACUCCGACUCAGACAGCGAGGCCGAACGUCCCGCGAAGGCUGAGCGCUCCAAUAAGAUCUCUUCUGCCGACUACAAGCGGACGAAGCGCGCCCCUCCCCGCAUGCAGGUCUCCUCUUCCACGCGCACCAACUCCGCCCGUGACAGGUCAUUCGGCUCUCGGGCUCAGAACAUGAAGGCGAAGCAAAGGCCCGCGCGGCAGACCGGUGUUACCGGCGAGCGAGAGGUCAGCUUCAUGCCCGCCAGCAAGACUAAGAACAGCAAACCCGAGGUCCGCUAUGACAAAACCGAGUUCAAGGCGAAGGAACGCCGCAGUGCCUCCGGUAACACAUUCCGUAAGAUGUAA
Messenger RNA from Penicillium argentinense, 2160 nucleotides. Its product is annotated as WD repeat NOL10/ENP2 family protein. Gene Ontology annotation, molecular function: protein binding. The coding region runs from base 1 to 2160 and encodes 719 amino acids. Gene Ontology annotation, cellular component: small-subunit processome; nucleus; nucleolus. Gene Ontology annotation, biological process: maturation of SSU-rRNA from tricistronic rRNA transcript (SSU-rRNA, 5.8S rRNA, LSU-rRNA). Lineage: Eukaryota; Fungi; Ascomycota; Eurotiomycetes; Eurotiales; Aspergillaceae. The record is from RefSeq and is a predicted model, not a curated record. The transcript is spliced from 2 exons.